AUUCGUCAUAUUUUAUAUUUAUAUUACCCAUAAUGUCUUAUAAUAAUAAACCCCUAUGGUAUUACCUGGACGACUAUUGGGACGAGAUUGCUGACCCCCGGGUCAACCAUUGGUACAUGCUCAAUGGGGGCAUCUGGAAAAUACUACUCGUUAUGACCGUUUACCUAAUCAUUACCAGGGUCAUUCUGCCCAGACAUAUGAAAAAUAGACCUCCGUAUGUCAUGAAGAAUCUGAUCCUAUUCUACAACACAGUUAUGGUGGUCUGCAAUGCUGUCGGCGCCUAUUGGGCAGUCAUUGCCAUAGAUUACGGCAGAAUAUUCUUAGACUUUACGUACCCGUCCCGUGAGGACACUUCUGAGUGGACCAUGUUUUUCAUGAAUUUAGGUUGGCUAUGGAUGAUCACCCGGUUCAUGGACCUGAUGGACACCGUAUUCUUUGUAUUACGCAAAAAGGAGUCCCAAAUAACAACACUCCACUUAUACCACCACACGGUGGUGCCCAUACUCGGGUGGGUAUCGUUCAAAUACAACGCUAUGAUACCCAUCAUCCGGAUGUUCCUGCUAUUCAACUCAUUCAUACACGUAAUGAUGUACGGCUACUACGCCCUGUCCUCCCUGGGGCCUGGCAUUCAAAAAUACUUGUGGUGGAAAAAGUACAUCACCCAGUGCCAAAUACUACAGUUCCUCAUAUGCGGCUGCUAUGGUGUGGUACUGUAUUUCAUGCAAACCGGUUAUCCCAUGGAGUGGUUCGGGUUCGCCGUCGGACAGAACCCACUGUUUUUCUAUAUGUUCUAUGAUUUCUAUAGGCAAUCGUAUAAGAGGGGAACUCCUAAAAAGUUAAAGCAAUAA
This is a messenger RNA of Oppiella nova, 848 nucleotides long. NCBI's taxonomy places the organism in Eukaryota, Metazoa, Arthropoda, Arachnida, Sarcoptiformes, Oppiidae. The record is from the annotation of a GenBank genome assembly.